Messenger RNA from Meriones unguiculatus (Mongolian gerbil), 3439 nucleotides. RefSeq names its product stabilizer of axonemal microtubules 3 (gene Saxo3). The transcript has 5 exons. Bases 2147 to 3130 code for a protein of 327 amino acids. Lineage: Eukaryota; Metazoa; Chordata; Mammalia; Rodentia; Muridae. The record is from RefSeq and is a predicted model, not a curated record.
AAAAAAAAAAGAGUGAGCGAGCAGGGGCUGUCUCAACCGGCAGGCUGUUUCUGUUUGCCUAGCAUGUGCAAAGUCCCGGGCUCUGCCCUGAACGCUGCAUCGUAAAGCAGGCGCGGUGGUGCACACCUGCAGUGCCAACACUCGGAGGUAAAGGCAGGUGGAUCAGGAGUGCACACAGCCAUCCUUAUUUACCCGGGGAGCUUGAGGCCAGCCUUGUCUAUGAGACCCUAUCUCAAAAAAAGAGCAGGACAGAAAGUGGGGCUGGGUGUUUCCACAUGCAAACCUCCCACUUGAGAGCUGUAGAUGGAGCAGUGGUACAGGGCUGGACCCUUUUCAGGGCCAGGCAAAGCUGAGAUGUGCGGAGAAGAGUCUCCUAAAAGUCAGGACAGAUGGGUCUGAUGAUGUCUUCGGUCUCGUGGGACCCUGCUGGCUCGUUUCACAGUGAGUCCCAUGGGAAUGUUGGCUGGAUUUGAUGUAUGUGGGGAACACAGGGCCAUGUUUCGUAGCAUCAGAACCCGAGGAUCACAGGGCAGUCUGAGCUACAUAAACUGUCCUGGCAGGGGCAAAGGUGAAUGGGUCAGAUGGAAAAGCAAUGGAAGCAGCUAGCCCCUGAGGACUUGGCUCUUUAAAGACCUCGCAGCACCUGCGACCCUGCGCUUACAGUCUGACCCGGCCAGGGCACACUAGUGUUGGCUAGGAACACAGCACUAGUGAACCUGACCACCCAGGCCUAGAUAGCUCAUCCGGAUCAUCUUUGUUUAGCUUUGAUUUUGGAGACAGGGCUUCCUGUAGCUCAUUGGACGGGUGACCUUGAACUUUUGGUUUUUGUUGUUUUGAUUUUCUGAGAGAGGGUUUCUCUGUGCAGCCUUGGCUGUCCUGGAGUCCAUGCUGUAGUCCAGGCUGGCCUUCAGCUCAGAGCUCUGCCGGUCUGGGGUGAAAGGUGGGCACUUACCUCCUAGGGAUGGAAUGCGGGGCUUCCUGCCCGCUAGGCAAGGGCUCCAUCAGCUGACCCCCCCCCACACACACACCUUCAUGUUUUGGGACAGGACUCUCAGGCUGGCCUCGAGCUGGAAUAUGCUGCUGAGGAUGACCUUGAACUCUCUUUUAAGAUUUAAUUUUGUAUGGAUGAGUGUUUUGCCUGUGCAUAUGAUGUGCACCAUGGUCUCUGUUCCCACCAGAACAGAGCACUGACUGCCCUGGACCUGAUGUUACAGAUGAUCGGGAGGCACCGUGUGUGUGUGUGUGUGUGUGUGUGUGUGUGUGUGUGUGUGUGUGUGCGCGUGCGUGCUGGGAACUCAACCUGGGGCCUCUGCCAGAGCAGCAAGUGCUCUGAACUGCUGAUCCGUUUCUCCAGCCCCAACCUUCAUCUCGAGUGCUGGGUUCACAGGUGUGCACAACCACACCCGGGAGACAGGGUCUCUAGAGUAGAUUAGGCUAGACCCGGAUCUCAGGCACCAUGGUUGGAGUGGCAGGCCCGAGCCACCACAGGGCGCUCUUUGAAGGCCAGUGUUUCACAUUCAUGGGAAGCCCGGACCACCACAGGCAGAAUCCACCCCUAACGGCUCCGAGCGUGGCCCUAUUCCCACCCCCCAACCACCUCCCUCUCAGUCUCUCUGACUUCCUGUCUCUUUUCUGUGGGUGAUGAGCCCCCCCUUUUUUCUAAGUGUUUCCUGGUGUAUUUCUUUCCCUCGCUCCCCCAGCUCCCAUACCCAGGUGGAAGUUUUCAACCAAAUGAAAGGCAGGGGAUGCUCGACCUUCAUUCACCCUUCUGGAAACUAUCUGGAAACUGUUACCCAGGAGGUGGGCAGGCCUGGUAGAGGAAGAGGCAGCCCGAGGGCCAGGGGUCCUAAGGGAAAGGGGGGUUUAGUUCCCCUCCCCGAGUCAGCCUGCCUCCUUGUCUGUUGUGUCCCCUCUUUUUUCUUUCUCCUCCUCUAUAGGGAGUCUCCACCCUUCCCCAGUAUCUGUGUUUCUGCGUGGGUGGGUCUUUCUUAGGGUCUCCUUGAUCCUUUUUAAAAGUCCUAAUGGUGGGGGAGGGGGUUCUAACUCUACGCACACCAUUGGCUGGGCUCAGGGUGGAAAGGUUCUGUUACUAGGAGCAACGGCCACAACAAGCCUGCUUCUCAGCUUCCAUGAAAGUGUGAGGACCAUGGUAGGUCGGAACCUAGCUCUGCAAUAUGGGACCCCUAGGUCUCCCAUUUCUGAAACUAAGGUGCCUGGGACCUCUCCCAACUCGUAUCUCACAAGCAGCGGGAUUGCCCACCGCAAGAUCCCACGGGUGGCCUUUCGCCUGCCCACUCUACAGUCUACAUUGGAGGCGCCCCUGCCUGCAGCCAUGAAGCAGGACCCACGAAUUUGUGCUUUUGACGAAGUCAUCAGCAGAUGGGAAACCACCUCUGGCUCGGCAUACACGCCCAAGGCACAUGGCGGCCCCUGCGCCCAGCCCAGGGCAGCAGAGAAUAAGGACCCCAGGCGGCCACUAGGCAUCAAGUGUUUUGUAGAGAAGCUAAGAAGACAACCGGGCUUGGGUGUCACUCGGAACAGAAAACACCAGAUCAGCGAGAUGAAGGCUCAGUACCUGGGCUUGCCAGGCUUGGACCAGACAGCCCCUCUCUUUGUGGAACCCCAACCCCUGGAGUUCAUUGACCACUUCCGAGGGGGCCCUUCCCAGGCCCUAAUUCCCUGGACGAGGAACCCUGAGCUGGCUGGCCAGCCCUUCACAGUGCAUAAGAUGGGCGCCCUGGAUCGCCUGCAGCUCUACCUGACCACUUCUGCACAAGACUUCCAGAGGAAGGAGUUGCCUGGAUACCUCAAUCAGCGAUUGAUCUGCACAGGUCCGCUGAAGAAGUCUCAGGUCCCCAGCCAACGCCAACUUAAGCUCCAGGAAGGCGCAGAGCGGAUGCGCCUAGGCUGUGGACACCGAAUGCCACCACCGGCUGUACCGCACACGGGGGUCCUGCCCCUGACUCGAGAGUCCUACGGGUCCUCAGUUUACCCGCUGUGCAGGGUGAACCACUUUUGUCCACCCUGGAGCAGCCCCCACCCAAAGCCUGUGCCGGGCAUCUACAGCGUGCCCAAGGCCUACAGCACUGAGAACUCCCGCUAUGGCAGUGCCAGUACUGAGCUGCUGUGAACCCCACCCACCACAAAAAAAAAACGCCAGCAUUGGAUUUGUGGGCGGGUCAACCCAGACAUACCCCUCCUUCCCUAAGCAGGAGCUCCCUCCUGGCAGAGUUUACAGAUCAAGUUUUAUAGCUGAAACCACACCCAUUAUUUGGACUCAGUCCACGAAUACUGACUGGGGGCUUGGGCGGGUGGGUGGCGCUCUACCCCUGGUUUAGUAAAAUUGGAGGCCCACUCAGCAUGGGCAAAACCUAACACUGGAGCUGUAUCUCCCUGUACAGCUACACCCGAACAUGAGAGCGGGUUAGCUUCCAGCUUG